AUGAUCAUUCAUCGACCGAUCAAUUCUCUGUCAGUCAAUGACACUUUGACUCGUGAAACCCACUAUUUAAAGCGAAGGGAUUGUCCGCUUCAGUCGUACAACUUAACAAGCAAUCAACUGCUUCAUGAUGCAUGCGAAAUUCCUGAUCGUCUUUUUUCUCGUCUUCCUGACAGUGGUCUUCUCCGAGGCAGCGAUCGCUUUGAGUGA
This is a messenger RNA of Trichobilharzia regenti, 207 nucleotides long. The record is from the annotation of a GenBank genome assembly. NCBI's taxonomy places the organism in Eukaryota, Metazoa, Platyhelminthes, Trematoda, Strigeidida, Schistosomatidae.